Molecule: messenger RNA, 1160 nt
Organism: Acipenser ruthenus (sterlet)
Lineage: Eukaryota; Metazoa; Chordata; Actinopteri; Acipenseriformes; Acipenseridae
Product: transmembrane protein 212-like
Exons: 4
Coding region: 47-610 (187 amino acids)
Source: RefSeq, a predicted model, not a curated record
UGAGUAUUAUACAAGGACAAACCACAACGGAGCUUACCUGUUCAAAAUGGGGGCUAUGUACUGCUGCAUUGGGGGAACACUGCUUGCCUUUGGCCUUCUCAGUUUCUUCUCUGGGGUUACUGCCUUCUUUCCAGUUUUCAGUUACAAGCCCUGGUACAUUGGGUGGAGUGUCAAAAUCGCCACUCCUAUCUGGAAUGGAGUUUUGGCCAUCAUUACUGGCACGUGUGUGCUGCUGGCGUACAGAGAACAGACCAAAAGAUCACUGUGGGAAGUUAGCUACACCUUUGCCAUCAUGUGUACCAUGUUCUCUCCAGUACAAUUUGCAAUCGCCAUUGCCUCCAUCUUGAUUGGCCCAUAUUGUUACUACGCAUUCGCUGGAGCCGUUGGAACCAAUUACCUUGGCUACGCUGUGGAGCUCCCUUUUCCCUAUGCCAAGUUUCAGAAUGUAUGUCAGGACCCCGUGUUCUAUCAGUGGUAUCACCUGGGCCUGCAGCUCCUAGACCUUGUCACCAGUGUCAUUAUCUUCUGCUUAUCCCUGACCUUUAUUAUCAGGCUGACAAUGAGGCUCCACCAAAAUGGCAAUUUAAAUAAAACAAGGCAUGGAUGGUAAACUGUACAUGUUGCCACUGAUGGUCCCGGUCAAAUAUGCCCCUGAAAAAAGAAGAACUGAAUAAAUCUAAUACCUGUAGUCCUGUGUUAUCUGAAGAAUUAGUAUAUAGUAUGUUGUUUAUUCAAGAUUUGUUGAACCUUCUGGAUGGGUGUAAGAAAUUAAAACAUGCACGUACAGUAUAUGUAUUUGAAAUAUUCUAUUUUCCUAGCACAUCUUAAUUAUAGAGGUUGCUUUUGAAAAAAAUGAAAAAUGUAUAGUACACUUUGAAUUUUUUAUUUUUUUUUAUCACGUUAUUUCUUGAUACUUAACAUAAGGCUUUUUUUAUGGUUGACAGUUACAAUGGGCAUUAGAAAAUCAUAGAUAUACAAUGGAGUCUACCAGAGGACCCCAGUUUGGGAACCAGUGUCCUGGAGUACUGUAAAUUAUUACAGUAUGAUAUGCUGUUCAUUGUGUAAUGCAUGUAAUUCAUCUUUUGUCAAUUUACAUUAGUUUUAUAUUUAACUGUUUAUAAAAUGUCCGUAUGAUUGUCUUCAAUAAAAGUUUAUAUGAA